Messenger RNA from Camellia sinensis, 793 nucleotides. Its product is annotated as olee1-like protein. The record is from RefSeq and is a predicted model, not a curated record. Lineage: Eukaryota; Viridiplantae; Streptophyta; Magnoliopsida; Ericales; Theaceae.
UUCAUAGUUUGAUUGACCUGAAAACAAUGGCAAAUUCAUUUAAGACCGUUACCUUUUUUGUCAGUGCUUUUUGCGUUUUCUCCCUCAUUGGCGCUGCUCGAUACCGGCCGCCUCACUUCUUCGUGGAGGGCCAAGUUUACUGCGACACAUGCCGUACCCAAUUUGUUACCAAAGUCAGCCAGUUAAUGACAGGUGCUAAGGUGCGGUUGGAGUGCACACAACGGGAUGGUGGGAAACUAACCUUCAGUGCCGAGGCUGAAACCGACAGCUCUGGCACCUACCAGCUGCCGGUGGAAGGAGACCAUGAGGAUGACGAGUGCGAGGUUGUGCUUGUGAAAAGCAGUAAACCAGAAUGCGAAGAGAUCGACAAGGAUGGAUGGGGAAGAACUUCAGCCAAAAUUAGCCUCACAGCCAACAAUGGCAUGUCCACCUCGGUGAGAAAGGCCAACCCUCUCGGUUUCUUGAAGAAGGAGGCCCUCCCGGAGUGCCCUCAAGUCUUAAAGGAAUUGACUAUCCAACCUGAAGGUGUCUGAAGAAGAAGAAGAGAGAGUCCCUUUUUGUACGUUCUUAUAUGAACAAAUUUUUGGUCCUUGACAAUGUAUAUAUAGUGUUCUGCUAAAAAUAAAAAAAAAGAGAAGACAAUGUAUAUAGUGUUAUAAACCAAAAAAAAUGUAAAAUAAAGAAAGACAGACAGUGUUUACUAGGUUCAAACAACCCUCUAUUGGCCUUUAGGCUUGUGUUAUGUAAUUAUGGGUGCAAAAUAUUGAAUUUUAUACAUAAAAUUUGUAUAGAA